CUCAUCAUUGUAUUCUCACUCACUCUCUCUCUCUCUCUCUUAAAUUGUUUCUCUCUCUAGAAAAACCAACAGCGAAUCCGAAUGGCGUCCCCACGUGAGGAGAACGUGUACAUGGCCAAGCUGGCCGAGCAGGCUGAGCGCUACGAGGAGAUGGUCGAAUUCAUGGAGAAGGUCGUCGGCGCCGUCGACGGCGACGAGCUCUCCGUGGAGGAGCGCAACCUCCUCUCCGUCGCCUACAAAAACGUCAUCGGAGCCCGACGCGCCUCCUGGAGGAUCAUCUCCUCCAUCGAGCAGAAGGAGGAGAGCCGCGGCAACGAGGGCCACGUCGCCGCCAUCAAGAGCUACAGAUCUAAGAUCGAGACGGAGCUCUCGUCCAUCUGCGACGGCAUUCUCAAGCUCCUCGACACCAAACUCAUCGGAUCCGCAUCCACCGGCGAUUCCAAGGUCUUCUACUUGAAGAUGAAGGGCGAUUACUACCGCUACUUGGCCGAGUUCAAAACCGGAGCCGAGCGUAAGGACGCCGCCGAGAACACUCUCUCCGCUUACAAAUCCGCUCAGGACAUUGCAAAUGCUGAGCUGGCGCCAACUCAUCCCAUCCGACUCGGAUUGGCUCUCAACUUUUCAGUCUUUUACUAUGAGAUAUUGAAUUCUCCCGACCGCGCUUGUAAUCUCGCCAAACAGGCUUUCGACGAGGCGAUUGCUGAGCUGGACACUCUUGGAGAGGAAUCGUACAAGGAUAGCACCCUAAUCAUGCAGCUUCUUCGUGACAACCUCACUUUGUGGACUUCCGACAUGCAGGAUGAUAUGUCUGAAGAGAUUAAGGAAGCACCAAAGCCUGAUAACGAGUAGCCGAUUUACGGUUUGGGUGUUCUGCUAUUGUCUCUAUAGUUCCGGAGGGAAAAAAAACAAAGUUUGCUGCUUGCAGCAAAGUAUUUAGUUUACUAGUCAGCUUCUUUUCUUUCGUGACCUACUAUUAGAUGUGUCUUUCGUCGUCCCCCUUUCAUGAAUUAUUUUUUCGCCUUUCGUUUCUUUUCGAAAAACACUUCGAUGAUGAUGUAUGAAAAUUUGCUUACAUAAUUGAUGUCCAUUUGUCCCUAUGAAAAGCAGUCCUUGUGCUUUUGAAUCUCUUCGUAUUUAAAAUUCCGGAUUUCAAAUCU
Messenger RNA from Erythranthe guttata (spotted monkey flower), 1157 nucleotides. RefSeq names its product 14-3-3-like protein 16R. The record is from RefSeq and is a predicted model, not a curated record. Lineage: Eukaryota; Viridiplantae; Streptophyta; Magnoliopsida; Lamiales; Phrymaceae.